Messenger RNA from Mauremys mutica (yellowpond turtle), 2566 nucleotides. It is a transcript of the gene RAB36, whose product is annotated as RAB36, member RAS oncogene family. Bases 321 to 1163 code for a protein of 280 amino acids. NCBI's taxonomy places the organism in Eukaryota, Metazoa, Chordata, Testudines, Geoemydidae. Gene Ontology annotation, molecular function: GTP binding; GTPase activity. The record is from RefSeq and is a predicted model, not a curated record. The transcript has 13 exons.
GUGAAUAGGAAGCUGGGGCCGUUAUUAGCAUUGGGAAGGGCGCUGAGGAGAGAAGUGACCGAGCCAGCGAGCUGGGGAGGCGAUGUCCCUCCAGUAGGGACGGGAAGAGAGAGACUCUUCUUAGGAGGGGUACUGAUCCAAGUGGGAUUGCCCCUCAAGACUUUGCUCCAGGACUAUCAGGCUGGACUCCAGGACUGACAAAUAGAAUCUCCACCUUCAGAUGUGGUUGGAGGGGUGGAAUGUUUCAAACAGUUGCUAUGGUCACACAGUAGCGUGCGGAGCUGCCCGAGAAGCUGAGAACCUGCUGCAUCAGCUGCUACAUGGUUUCAUGUCUAACUAAGACAGACUGGAUUUGGAGGAUGAAGUCCAGCCUAAUGCAUUUGAUUCCUCCAGUGAGUAGGGACAGAAUAAUCUCCCACUUCCCCAAGUGGUACACACCAGAGGCCUGUCUCCAGUUCAAAGACCACUUCCAUGCACUGGUCAGGAGUGCCUGUCAGCAACGCAACACUGGGACAGUUGGGCUGAAAAUAUCUAAAGUGGUUGUGGUAGGAGACCUCUAUGUUGGGAAAACCAGCCUCAUCAACAGGUUUUGUAAAGAUAUUUUUGACCGAGACUACAAGGCAACCAUUGGAGUGGAUUUUGAAAUUGAACGGUUUGAAAUAGCUGGAGUGCCAUAUAAUCUCCAGAUAUGGGACACGGCAGGUCAGGAAAAGUUCAAGUGCAUUGCAUCUGCUUACUACAGAGGAGCAGAGGUUAUUAUAACAGUGUUUGAUCUGGCUGAUAUCCAGACUUUGGAACACACGAAGCAGUGGCUAGAGGAUGCAUUGAGGGAGAAUGAGCCAGGGUCCAGCUUCAUCUUUCUGGUUGGAACAAAGAAAGAUUUAGUGUCAGGUGCCGCAUGUGAGCGGACAGAACUGGAUGCCAUUCGCUUUGCCAAUGAGAUGCAGGCUGAAUACUGGUCUGUCUCAGCAAAAACAGGGGAAAAUGUAAAGGAGUUUUUUUCUCGAGUUGCUGCCUUGGCCUUUGAACAGUCUAUGCUGAAGGAGUUGGAGAAGAGCAAUGGUCGCAUGGCCCAGAUCGGGGCAGGAAACCUCAUCAAAAUAGAAGGAAAUUCACUGGAGACUCCAGAAAGCAACAGCCAAGCCAGCCUGAACUGCUGCUAGCUGCCAGUCAUUUCUGCAAGCAUCACACCUCCAUCUGCAUGUGCGUACACCUGCAUGGCGCACCUGCAGUGGGGAAAGCUCUCAAGCAGCUUCCAGUUGAGAGAUGGAAAGUCAGUUUAUCUCAGGAAAGAAUGGAGGAGCUGAAAAUGAUUCAAGCAAUUUCCCUUCAGACCGAAGAUCUCUCUCCCACCCCUUGCUUUGUGCUCUCCUUGUGCAGGCAGCACAAUGGUACAUAAACCUUCCCUGUGCAAUGGGGAGAUUGCUUGUGUGAUCACCUGAGGGAUGGCAAGCUGUCUUUACUCAAGGGGAUGGAAUCAACCGAACUUUUCCGCCUGCUACCAGGAGGACCUGUUAAAAAAAAAAAAAAGUUCUGUACUUGUAUUAUGUUCUUGGUAGCCACCAGAACUCUAGAAUCUUGGAAAGUGAAGUCCUGGCCCCAUUCUUGUAGGAGCAGAAAACACAUGGCAGUGCUGAUUAUUGUGGUGUAUUUGAUCUGUUUUGUCUUUUUUAAACACAAAAUCCUUGUACAAAAUUAUGCUGACUUGCACACAUAGUUUAACAUGAUAGUGCUGAGAGAAAUAUUCCUCUUGUUUCUGGGAUCAGGAUAUCUGGUUUCAGGAUAUCUGUCGAUCCUUUGUAAUUUUUAAGUCUAUACAUAUUCUUCUUCCAAUGGAUGCAGACCAGAAUCCCACUCAAGUGUGUGUGUGUGUGUGUGUGACCAGUGUGCUGGAGUAGUACUCGUCAGAGUGACACACAUGCCUUCAGCCUCCUCAUGGCUCCUAAGGCUAUAUAAGGCUGAUGCCACCCUGAUUUCCCCCCCCCUCAGUCCCUUCUUAUCACUCAUGGCCUGAGUCGCAGCUUCCCAUGUGGUUCUCCUCAUGUUUUUUUUCUGCUACAUAGUUAGCUCUUAGCUAUUUACAGAUGUAAUGAAGUUAUCAGUAUAAAAAUAUUGCUCAGGCAUGCAGGAGUGAAAUCAGGAAGGUCAAAUCACACUUGGCGUUGCAGCUAGCAAGAGAUGUUAAGAGUAACAAGAAGGGUUUCUUCAGGUAUGUUAGCAACAAGAAGAAAGUCUUACUGAAUGAGGGAGGAAACCUACUGAUAGAAGAUGCGGAAAAAGCUAAUGUACUCAAUGCUUUUUUGCCUCUGUCUUCACAAACAAGGUCAGCUCCCAGACUACUGCACUGGGCAGCACAGCAUGGGGAGGAGGUGACCAGCCCUUUGUGGAGAAAGAAGUGGUUCAGGACUAUUUAGAAAAGCUGGACGAGCACAAGUCCAUGGGGCCGGAUGCACUACAUGCAAGGGGCUAAAAGAGUUAGCGGAUGUGAUUGCAGAGCCAUUGGCCAUUAUCUUUGAAAACUCUUGGCGAUCAGAGGAGGUCCCGGAUGACUGGAAAAAAAGCUAAU